Messenger RNA from Trichogramma pretiosum, 5321 nucleotides. RefSeq lists its product as uncharacterized. Lineage: Eukaryota; Metazoa; Arthropoda; Insecta; Hymenoptera; Trichogrammatidae. Gene Ontology annotation, biological process: regulation of transcription by RNA polymerase II. The transcript has 2 exons. The coding region runs from base 513 to 5093 and encodes 1526 amino acids. The record is from RefSeq and is a predicted model, not a curated record. Gene Ontology annotation, molecular function: DNA-binding transcription factor activity, RNA polymerase II-specific; RNA polymerase II transcription regulatory region sequence-specific DNA binding. Gene Ontology annotation, cellular component: nucleus.
UGAUACUAAUGAAUGCAAUUCAAUGUUUAUAAGCAAAAAAGGGCUUUAUUUCUUAUAUAUUUCUAAAAACAGUUAAUUAAGAAAAAAGUUUAAUUUGUCUGGAAAUCCAUCUUCUUAUUGUAAUCAAUUGUCGCUUUUUGUUACUGAUUACUUGUAAUUCAGGAUAUUUUUAUUGGUUAAAUAUGACUAUAUAAUUCAUUCAUCAGGAUCUUUACAAAAUUCAACUAAACAUGUAAUAAAUCUGACAUAUUCUAAAGAUUAUUGAUACAUAUAUGAUAAUACAUUGUAUUAAUAACUGUUAUGUUGGGUACUUAUUACUUUUCUGUGUAUAAAAAGAAAUUAUUUUUAAUUAAUAGUUUCAAGAUUGAAAAAACCCAAGUGAAAAAGAACAGGUUAUUACAAAUGAAUAAAUAGUGUAUUUUAUUAUGUCAAAUACUGGGAUCAAGUUCUAUAAUAAAAGAAUUUACUACAAUGUUGAUCUCAAAGUUUGCUUGGCCUGAUUAAAAUGAAUAAUGAUACGAAACCGUAAAAUCGUAUGCUUAAGAAUUAAUGGACAAGGAAAAUUUUUGAAGAAAAAGUCAAUAUUAAGCCAUUCCAAAACUUAUAAACUCAUUCGAAUGAAUUUUUAUUUCACGCAAAAAACGAAUCACGAUCAAUUGACUACCAAACGAGAGGAAAUACACUUCCAAAGGAGUGAGUACGAUAUUCAUCAGGAACAUGGAUAUGAUCCAUCAAAAAAUUGUCUUUUAGACAAGUUGAAAUACUUUCCAGCUGCUGUUUGCCUACAUAGAAAUAAUAAACAUUUGAAGCUGCAUCUUCAUUCGUCCGCAUGGUCCAGUCGACCUAAUACUUAUCUUUUAAAUCAAGUUCGGGUUUUAUUAAUGUUGACUGAAUUAAUAACUGACAAAAAUUUAGAAAAAAAAUUAACUGUAAGUUACCAUCUAAAAUUGAAAAAGAUAAAUUUGAAGUUAAAAGAUAAAAGAAAGUAUGCACUUCUGCAUUUUUAUCUCCAUGUAUUGUGUCUAAAGCAUAAGUCAAUUAAACUAAGUACGCCAUUUCUAUUCCAUAACUUAUCUGAUCCAUUAAUUUGUUUGAAAGAACUUUGUUUAAAACGAUUUUGUAAAUUUGAUAUAAAAAAAAGUUUUAAAAAUUUUUUAAGAAAAUUAAGAUUACUAAAACUACGGUAUUCAAAAAUGUUACACAAUACAAAAGAAGCAAAUGCUGAUUUACCAAAAAAAACUUAUUUAUGCCCACCUUGUGAUAUUAACUUUGAUAUUUCAAGUCUUUUUUUUCACAUACGUCAGGUGCAUCAUCGCUUUUUAUGUUUACAUUGUCUUGAGAUGUUUAAUAGAGCUGAAACGCUGUUGCACCAUUUAUCGAAAAAUCAUAAUAUUUCUGAAUCUGAUUUUUUCACUGCUAAGGACCUUCUCAACUCACUGUCUGAUGAGUUUUCAAUCAUUUGCUGCACAUGUGAAAACAUAUUUACUAAAAAUGAAGAAUUUAAUGAACAUUUUUGUGAAUGUACUAUGAAUUUUCCCGACGAAUGCUUACAAUUGGAAGAAAUAAAAAUUUCUGAAAAAUCUUGGGAUUCUCUAGAUAAUAUUUCUAUAGAUCGUCUGAAUGACGCGACAAAACCAAAUGAAAUGUCUUAUUUGAAGCAUGAUUUCAGUGUCGAGCCGAGCACUUCUUCUGAAUCAUUAGAAAAUAUAUCAAAAUAUCAGUCGAGUGAAAAUAUUUUAACAAAAUUGGAUAAAUUAAGUGAAAACAAACAAUAUGAGACCGCUGCAGGUGUGAAAUCAAAAAUACAACUCAACCUUUCACCGGGUGCGGAUAUGGAUGAAAAAACUGCAAUACGUACGGAUUCUAAAUUAGAAGCUAAACCUAACGAAGACCAAAAUGAUGUAGGUCACUUACGAUUGAAAGAGCUUAAUAUCGAUUCUUAUAAGUUAUCUGAAUUAAACCGCAAUCAAACUUUAGAUCAAAAACAUUCUGAUAAUUUAAAUAACAGUAAAAAUAACUCUCAAAAAGCAAUUGCGGUCCUUCAUGACUUUACAAAAUCGAAUGAAGAUUUUUACUCUCAAUUUGAUAGUGCUACUAAAAUUGUUGAACGAAGUAAAUCCAUCGAUGUUGAUAAUAGUACUGAAUUUAAAUCAAGUUCGAUACUAAAAAACAAAGACAGUUUAGAAAACGUUGAAGCUUGGAAAAAUAUCUAUGACAGCAUUGAUAACUCGCCCAUCGAUUCAAAUUAUAAUGGUGAUCAAUUUAACCUAGAAAAUAUUUCAACAUUUGAUGUUGAUCAAUUGAAUGAUGUAGCCUCUAAUUUAAAUAUUAAAAUUAAAAUUGACCUCGAAAUUGAGAACCUUUUAGAAAAUAUAAAAUUAGAUGAUUUAAUGAGAUAUUGUGUUAAAGCUGCAUAUGAUUUUUGUACUUAUUGCAACCAUGUUCGUCUUAUAGCCGUUAAUGGAAAACAACUUGGCUUACACUUACUCACGAAUCAUGAAUUUCAAUUUGAAUCUACGUCGAAUACGUCAGAACAGCACUUAUUGAUUACUAAAUUGAAGGAAUGUUCUGAUACUCUGGAUAAAUAUUAUUUAAAUUUUGAUUCUUCGAAAGCCGAAACCGGAAUACAUAAAUUCUUAGAUCUUAAGUAUUAUGAGUGUUUUAUCUGCAGAUAUAAAUCAAUUUCGCAUAAAGAUCUCUGCUCACAUAAUCGAAAAAUUCAUCAAAAACUAAUUUUUAAAUGCAGUAUGUGCAAUACAGGAUUUAAUAGCUAUAGUGAACUAAUUUGCCAUCUUUGUUCUGGGUUUGCUGUAAACUAUGAGAAUAUAUAUUUUAGAUGUUGUUAUUGUUCGAUUACCGGGUUACCGUCUGCAUUCAGAUUAAUGGUUCACCUUCGAAAACGUCACAAUGCUUGUGAUAUUUGUUUGAAAAUUAUAUCUGAUCAACAAACAUUAUCAAACCACAUUUGGAAACAUAAACUGCCUCAUUCUUGUUAUAAAUGUGGAAUAUCGUAUAAACAUAAAUCUGACAUUGUAAAACAUUUAUUUUGGAAGCAUGGUACAGAAAGUGUUUCUUGCCAGAAAUGUCUACAAAAAAAAUGGCCAUACAUUUAUCACUUUUGUACUCCACCGAAUGAUUUUGUUUGUGACGACUGUGGUGUUAGUUUUACCAAAGCUGUGGCAUUAAAAGUACACAAAAGAAUUCAUGAAAAAAAAUUUCCACAUGCAUGUCUUGUGUGUCAAAUGACUUUUAUUUCAAAAAAACUACUAAGUAAACAUGCCGAAACUCAUAAGAUAACUCCAGUCGUAUCAACAAAAGUUGAAAUUUUCGAUACGGCAAAUAAACAUUUUGAUGAUUCUCACACAAAAAAAUUGAAUUCUAAUAAAUGUAAAAAAUUGAGACAGCGUAAAAAAAAAGACUCAACAGAUUCAGUUGGUAAGGCAAUAGAUAUUGCAAAUAUACCUCCUCUCAAUUUAUCAUCUGACAGUGAUAACGAAACAGAUGAUAAAAGAAUUACUGACGCCGAUAAUAAAACAUUAAAUAUUGGUACCAAUUUAUGUUUUAAAGACUCUAUUCAUUCCUCUUUUCUGCCGAGUGUUUCUGAAACAAUGAAAAAUUUGAGUGAUGAAAAAAUAACUGAAGAAGAAAAAAAACAAGAAGAACAACUAAUGGAUAGUAUAUGGAGUAAUUUUAAAACUUAUACUGAAAGUUUAGAAAAGCAAAACAUUUUUCAGCAAGAUGAUGUAAAUUAUUUAAGCACAAGUACGGUUUCAUUUUCACUCAUUGAUCACGAUUAUUGUUCGACACCAAUAAUAGAUCAAAAUAUUCCUCAUAAAUUUUCAUUCGAUUCCAAAGAAAAAGCCAUCGUUGAUACAGAUUCAACAAAAGAAAAACUGGCCUGUGAAGUUCCAGAUUCUGUUAAUGAAAGUUCUACUAUUUGUGAGAACCCACUCAAUAUUCUAUCGAGUAACUCAUCUCCUUCUAAUAAUUCAUGCAGUUGCUCUUGCGUUUCAGAUUGUAGUUGUAGUUCCUCCAGUUCAAGCGAUACAUCUUCGAUUGCUUCAAUUUCAAACCGUAGUCCGGUUCAUCGUAAUUACGAUAUGAUAGAAUCUGAAAAUAUGAUAGUGACGGAGGUUGUAGAGACAGAAAAAAAUAUUACAAUAGAAACCACUCCAGACUUGUCAAAAACUGUCCAUUCUGAAUCGAUCAAUCAAUCAAUAAUAACCAGUCAAUCAAUAGCAGAAUCGGAUUUGUUCACUAGUGAAUCGGAUACCGAUGAAGAUUUUUACGAAAAAAUUCCUGAAAGUUGUUACUUAGACAGUAAAGUUUCAAAAUCCAUCAGUAAUUCAGAUAACGGCAGUAAAAAUGCAAACUCUAUAAAUUUAAAAAAAAAAAAUAAUUUAAAUAUAAUUUUGAAAAAAAACAAAACAACUAAAGCAUGUUAUUUUAUACCUGAAUCAAAAUCUUCAAGUAAUGAAGUAAGGUCGGGUUUGCAAAUUCAAAGUGAAAUGAUGAAAGAGAGUAAAGUAUUACCUGAUAUCAUAUGUAACAACUCAACGAUUUCAAAUCCGUUAAAAAUUUUACUUCCGGCUGAAAAAAAAUCCAAAAAAAGAUUUUCCGUAAGAAGAAGAAUUCCAAAACGUUUUUAUGGAGAUUCAAGUGAUGAAGAAGAUCAUAAAACUAAACUUAAAAAAUUCAAAACAUCAAGUUCAAUAUCAGUUUAUGAAUCUCAACUUAAUUCAUCUUUUGUGUCUGAUCGCGAAGUACUCGAAAAUGAUGAGGUAAAUAAUGAACUAAACACAACAAAAGAUAGUUAUCGUGAAAGUAAAUUAUUUAAAUUUGAUCCACCUGAAAUUUCUAAUAACAUGAAAAUAAAGAAACCUUUCAUUCGGACAAGAAAUUUACAGAUGAAAAAAGACAAACAUACUAAUUAUUGUUAUUGUCGCUGUGCUUAUGAUGAAAGUUCUGAAAUGAUAGCUUGUGAUAGUGGUGUUUGUUCAAUUGAAUGGUUUCAUUUCAAAUGUGUUGGUAUCACUACUCCUCCUGAAGGAGCGUGGUAUUGUUUUGACUGUAAUAAAUUAACCUACGAGUAGCUUUUUUAUUUAAUCUUGGCAUUAUAAUUAAGUUAUUGAAUGUAAUAAAAAACCAUAUUUUAAAUGGUUUGUACAUAUUUUAUAGGAGUAUUCUUUAUAUCUAGUUAAGUAGUAAGUGUUAUAAAAUAUAUUUGUCGUCUUAUUUUUUUAUGUACUGUAGUACUUCUUGAUGAAUAUGCACAAUGCUGUAAGAUAUACCAUCGCAAUUUAAAAAAUAUUAAAUUCAAU